Trichoderma reesei QM6a is the source of this 1098-nucleotide messenger RNA. RefSeq lists its product as uncharacterized. The record is from RefSeq and is a predicted model, not a curated record. Gene Ontology annotation, cellular component: Golgi membrane. Lineage: Eukaryota; Fungi; Ascomycota; Sordariomycetes; Hypocreales; Hypocreaceae. The annotation marks the transcript as partial. Gene Ontology annotation, molecular function: UDP-galactose transmembrane transporter activity. The transcript has 3 exons. Gene Ontology annotation, biological process: pyrimidine nucleotide-sugar transmembrane transport.
AUAUCGCAAACGCAGCUCACAGUGCAAAACUCGGCCUUCAUCCUCAUCAUGCACUACUCCCGCGUUAUGCCUCCCUCCGGUGACCGACGCUACUUCCCUUCCACCGCUGUUUUUCUUCACGAGCUCAUUAAGCUGGCCGUCUCCCUGACGCUUGCCCUGUACGAGGCAUCCAAGACGCUGGCUCCCAGCACGCCUGCCACGGUGCUGUUUGAGCAGAUCUACAACGCCAUGUUUGCGGGCGACGGGUGGAAGCUGGUUGUGCCGGGCGUCUUUUAUACGCUGCAGAAUAUCUUGCAGUAUGUGGCGAUUGAGAACCUUGAUGCUGUGCAUUUUCAGGUUCUGUACCAGCUGAAGAUUCUCACCACGGCGCUCUUCAGCGUCUACCUCCUGAGUCGUCCCCUCGGCUUCAAGCGCUGGCUGUCGCUCAUUGUCCUCACGCUGGGCGUCUGCAUCGUCUCUCUCCCCGGCUCGACAACAAAUAUCACCAGCAGAGUCUCCGGAUCCGACUCGCUUCUUUUCCACGGCAUGCCUGAUCACUUCUUCCCCAGAUCUCGCCAUGAACUCGGCCAUCCAGUCAUUGAAGAAGCCCCGGCGCAUCUGACACGCCGCUCCGCGACCUACGAGGGCAUUGACAACGACCUUCACUUCGUCGAGCCCCCAAUGAACUACUCCCUUGGCGUGACUGCAGUUCUCGUCGCCGCAGCUGUCUCUGGGCUUACGGGCGUGUAUUUUGAGAAGCUCCUCAAGGAGAGCCCCACGCAGGCGAGCGUCUGGGUGCGAAACCUGCAGCUGAGCUUUUACUCCAUGAUUGCCGCUCUGUUCGGUGGCGUCAUGUGGCAGGACGGAGCUGGAAUUCGCGAGCAUGGCUUCUUUGAGGGCUACAAUGCGGUUGUAUGGGCGACAAUUGUGUUGCAAGCCGCUGGCGGUAUCUUGGCUAGUCUCGUUAUUCGCGACGCUGAUAAUAUCGUCAAAAACUUUGCGACGAGCAUCAGCAUCAUCCUCAGCUUUCUCGUCAGCGUAUGGGUUUUUGAGUUUGAAGUCACUCUCACGUUCCUCCUGGGCACGAUGCUAGUGCUGCUCUCGACUUACAUGUACAGC